GGCAAAUUUAUCGCGAUCGCUAUAUAAUUUGUGAGCGAGCUACGUAAAUUAAAAAUUUAUUGUUGCUACUGAUCAUGGUUUAUUAUGUUAAAUAUUUUUGCAGCAUUAUAGCUGUAAUUUGUGCUGUUUCUUCUGCAUAUGAUGAAGAUGAAUGCAGUAUCGGUCGUGUCUAUAAUCCUGAUACACAGAAACACAUCUCUAAUAUUCCCACAGGCUGGUAUCUUAAUCUUGAUAGUCCCCUGAGCUGCUCUGGUAGGCUAAGCACUCUUAUGGUUAGAUUCUACCAGCCUCUCAACAGUGGGCGUUAUUGCAUACCUUGGGCAUUGUGGAAACCACUAGAAAACGGCACCUAUCAACGAGUAUCAAAUUCUGAUGGUUCAUAUUGCCAGUAUUUUGAUGAAGCCGCAGAUGAAGACGACCCUGAGUUAUACACUCAUGAUACUACUAUACAGUCUUAUCAACGUCAUCUAGUAGAAAGAGGCCUCGUCAUUGGAGUGUAUAUUAGAAGCUAUGAAACUCUCUCAGUUGUUACAAAUUCUUCCAGAAUUUUUGAAUCAUCUGGUGUUUGUCGAGCAACCAGUGGAGUAACUAAUGCUAGCAGUGUUAUAAACUGCACUGUGUAUGGAUCGGGGAGGCUGAACUUACUUCUGAAUGUUGAUAUAAUAGACUGUGGUCAGCCCUCUCCUCCAGCCAAUGGCUCUGUUACUUAUGGCAGUACACAAUACGGGUCUGUGAUCACGUACGCUUGCUAUUCUGGUUAUACUCUCAAUGGUUCUCUUAACAAUACCUGCUCAUCUGCUGGAAGCUGGACUGCUCCUACCCCAACCUGUCAACAAUUAAAGCAUUGCCCUAACAUAACGAUAAACAAUGGUUCCAUGAGAGCUAAUAAUAGCAUGGGUAGGGGACCGUUUUAUACUGGGACUAUUGUGCUGUUUACUUGUGAUGUUGGAUUUAGGCUAAGUGGGAGUCCCAGACUUGUUUGCAGGCCUGAUGCUACAUGGGAUAACAAUACCCCAACAUGUAUACCUAAUAAGACAGUGAUACCGCCCCCAUCCGUGACAGGGUUCAAUAGCAGUAACACAAUUAUCAUGAGUUCAACUGUUAAGUCUUCCCCAUCUGUGAUAGUGUUUAAUAGCAGUAACACAAUUAUCAUGAGUUCAACUUUUAAGUCUUCCAGCACUUCUAUGGCUACUGUGUUCACUACACUCCUUUCUUCUGCUAGUAGAGCUUCUGUUUCUUCUUCAAGUUCUUUUAUGGCUACCAGUAAUAAUGUGAUUAGUCAAAACACUGUCUCUGUUUCUGUCUCUCCUUCCAAUUCAGUCAUACCCAUAAUAAAUGAGCCAAUAUUUACACGAACUCAAUUAAUUAUAUUAAUUGUGGCUUGUGGUCUGUUUACUUCUGCCAUAACAGCAAUCAUUGCUUUGGUCAUUGUCAUAAUGUGCAGAACAAGGAGGAAAGAAGGGAGGAACGUUUCUAAUAAUGUCUCAUAUUUUGUGGAAGGUAGAGAAGACCUGAUAUACAGCGAUGUGUAUAGAGCACCUCAACAAGCCAUUGCACUUGAAGAGAGGCCGCAUCACGAGUAUGAGGAGCCUCAAACUGAUAUAACACGAUAUGAGGAACCUGCCCGAGGCAAAGAGGAUCUCUAUGUUCAACUUGACAGGAUAAAAGUAAAGAAGAUACUACUUAGUGACAUUGAAUUAAAGGACUAUCUUGGUUCUGGGCAGUUUGGUUUUGUUCACAAAGGAAUAUGGAAGGGAAGCCUGGUUGCUGUCAAGUCACUGAGGAAUGAAACUACCGAUAUUGAUAGAGUGAAGUUUCUUCAAGAAGCGGCCAUCAUGGGGCAAUUCUCUCACUCUAACAUUGUCAAACUUUAUGGGCUAGUAAAUGAAGGAGAUGAUAAUAUAAUGCUUGUGGUGGAGCUAAUGCCUGCUGGAGACCUACAGAAAUACUUACCAAGUCUUAGAAACAAUCAAAGUAAAGAAGGCUUGGCAGAAAGCCUGCUAACGUACUGCAAGGAGAUAUGCUCUGGCAUGCUCUAUUUGUCUAAGAGAGGAUUUGUUCAUAGAGAUCUUGCUGCUAGAAAUAUACUACUAACAGCCACUAACCAAUGCAAGAUUGCUGACUUUGGUAUGUCACGUGAUGUUGAAUUAGAAGGCUAUUAUGUUGCACAGAGAGGAACUAUGAUACCUAUAAAAUGGACGGCCCCUGAAGCACUCAAAUUUCGCAAGUACUCAUCAGCUUCAGAUGUUUGGAGCUAUGGCUGUGUACUGUAUGAGAUAUGGAGUCUGGGAUUGAAGCCAUUUGAGCAUUCACAUAACAAAGAGGUUUUAGACAAGUUGGAUAAAGGCUAUAGGAUGCCCCCACCUUCUGGCUGUCCAUAUUUAAUGUACAAGCUCAUGAUACUGUGCUGGCAUCCUGAGCCCAGUCAGAGACCAUCAUUUCCAGAAAUCUCUCGUUUCCUAUUAGAACAAAGCAACGAGAGUCUACUCCAUCUACCAGAGGGUGACAUUGGGACUCAUCCAAAAGCAAAACAAUUGGGCUCAAGUGAUCUUUAUGCUGGUGAAAAUAUGUACAAAGAUCUACAGAAUGCUUAUGUCUAUUAUUCCACUUUGCAACACAUUUAACUAACUUGACUUAUUGUACAUUUUUCAAUUAAUGUCUUCUGUUGUUAUGAUAAAUUAUAAUCACUGCUAUGAGCAUUUUGUGUAUGUAUUAAAAUGAA
Molecule: messenger RNA, 2722 nt
Organism: Amphimedon queenslandica
Lineage: Eukaryota; Metazoa; Porifera; Demospongiae; Haplosclerida; Niphatidae
Exons: 14
Coding region: 75-2624 (849 amino acids)
Biological process (GO): multicellular organism development; positive regulation of kinase activity; protein phosphorylation
Cellular component (GO): plasma membrane; signaling receptor complex
Molecular function (GO): ATP binding; transmembrane receptor protein tyrosine kinase activity
Source: RefSeq, a predicted model, not a curated record